Molecule: messenger RNA, 2755 nt
Organism: Heteronotia binoei (common prickly gecko)
Lineage: Eukaryota; Metazoa; Chordata; Lepidosauria; Squamata; Gekkonidae
Gene: OLFML2B
Product: olfactomedin like 2B
Exons: 8
Coding region: 95-2380 (761 amino acids)
Biological process (GO): signal transduction
Source: RefSeq, a predicted model, not a curated record
GCCAGAAGGCCGGGAAGGAGAGAGGCGAGCUCACUGCCUUCGCCCGCCCCAUGCCCGGCUCGUCCGCCGCCCGCUAGCCGCCGCCGCCGCCUCCAUGGCGCGGCCCGUGGAGCUGCUCUGCUACUGCUGCUCGGCGGCGCUCCUGGCGGCGUGGUGGGGUACCGCUUGCGCCAACCCCAGCGCCAGCCCCUCCACCGCCGGCGCCCCACUGCAGGAUGAGGCGGACAACCAAGAGAACAUCCUCUCCCAGUUGCUAGGUGACUAUGACAAGGUGAAGGCUGUGUCAGAAGGUGGCGGUGACUGUCAGUGCAAGUGUGUGGUGCGGCCCUUGGGUCGAAGUGCCUGCCAGAGGAUUAACGAUGGAGCUUCCAAACCGGAGGAUUUUUACGUGGUGGAAACCAUUACUUCUGGACCAGAAUGCAGAUGCUCAUGUGUGGCUCCCCCAUCCGCUCUGAACCCUUGUGAGGGAGACUUCCGGCUGAAAAAGCUGAGAGAAGCAGACAGCAAGGAUUUUAAGUUGGCAGCCAUUAUUGAUAUGCUGGAAGGCGCUUUCUACGGCUUAGACCUGCUGAAGCUGCAUUCCAUCACGACCAAGUUGGUGGGUCGAGUGGAGAAACUGGAAGAGGUGAGGUGCACUAAGACGCAGGAUGCUAAUGAAGUUCUGCAAGAGCUGAAUCCUAAAGCUAAGGACAAUUCAUCCUUCGGCAUCUCCAAUGACCUUGCUGACAUACAGAGCUUGUUGCAAAGGGAUGCUGCGGCUGCCUAUACACUCACGGAGGAAAAGUAUGAAGAAGGUUUCCUGCACGAUGAAGUGGUUUCUCAGCACAUUGGUUCUGACGAGUCCUUGCACUAUGCACCCCAAGUGCCAGAGGCAACGAAGCCCAAGUCCACAUCGCCAAGAAAACUCCACGUGAGAAGCAGGGCCCCUUCCCGGCCCACCAUCAUUCGAGGGGUCACAUACUAUAAGGCCAAAGAUGCCGAUCUGGAAAAUGACCUUGAUGAACAGGAUGAACUUUUCAGUGGUGAGAAUGCAAUUGAUUUGCUGAUCGAAGACCAGCUCUUGCAGCACAACGACCUGCUGAACAUCCCCACAAGGAAGCCGUUCCCAGUCGAAGGACCCCUUAAGCUCCAGAGCAUUGAUCUCACAAAAGAACCUGUUACGCAUGCCACAUACACUGGAGGAGCACCUACGGCCACUACCACAGCAAAGAUGCCACCAUUGUCCUUUUCUGUUGUUCCUCCAUCUGUUGCAUCCACCCCAGUGUCUACCUCUUCAGUUGUCCCUCCUGCCAACCAUCCUUCACCAGCUGUUUUGAAGACCACAGCAGCCACUGAAGUCACCUCAGUAACCGGGUCAUCGAAUGAGGACAUCUUAUGGACAAUGAAGGUGGCGGUUCAGGCAACCACACAGGCUCCCUCAACAGUCCAGAGUGCUACCACCACAAGGCCACACACCAUUAAGACGGCCACAGUCGAUUUUCAAGCACAGGCAAUGGCCAGGCCUGGUUCAGCAGACACAACUAAAGCUGUGACUUCUCCGGCCACUGCCAGCACCACAACAAAACAAGUCUUUGAUGAGGAAGAUAUCAGAAACAGUAUAGGCCAGUGCAAGGAUACUUUGUCCACCAUCUCCAGACCCACGAUCCAGAACACCUAUGGGCGGAAUGAAGGUGCUUGGAUGAAGGACCCGCUUGCCAAGGACGAGCGAAUCUACAUCACCAACUAUUACUACGGGAACACCCUGGUGGAGUUCCGGAACUUGGACAGCUUCAAACAAGGCCGGUGGAGCAACUCCUACAAGUUGCCCUACAGUUGGAUGGGGACAGGCCACGCAGUGUACAACGGCUCCUUGUAUUACAACCGGGCCUUCACUCGCAACCUCAUCAAAUAUGACCUGAAGCAGCGUUACGUGGCAGCUUGGGCCAUGUUGGACGACAUCGCCUAUGAGGAGGAGACCCCAUGGCGGUGGCGUGGGCAUUCCGACGUGGACUUUGCCGUAGAUGAGAACGGCCUGUGGAUCAUUUACCCGGCCAUCAAUUACGAAGGCUUCAGCCAGGAGGUGAUUGUCCUCAGCAGGCUCAACGCCGUUGACCUGAGCACUCGGAAGGAGACCACCUGGAGGACAGGCCUUCGCAAGAACUUCUACGGCAACACCUUCGUCAUCUGCGGCGUCCUCUAUGCCGUUGAUAGUUACAACAAGAAGAACGCCAAUAUCUCCUAUGCGUUUGACACGCACACCAACACGCAGAUCAUCCCCCGCUUGCUGUUCGAGAACGAAUAUUCCUAUACCACUCAGAUAGACUACAACCCCAAGGAUCGCCUCCUUUAUGCUUGGGACAAUGGCCACCAGGUGACUUAUGAUGUCAUCUUUGCUUACUGAGGACACGGCGCGGGCAAUUCAGAUGGGCCCCUAGCACCUUUUUUAAAAAAAUAAUAUUUUUUUAUUGUACAAAUCACAGAGUAAAUGAUUUUUGUUUCCUUUUUGAAAGUUAAGUGGAUUGUAGAUCAGUCCACAAGCCAAAGUCAAUCCUUUUUAUUGUGGGGCAUAACCCCUUGCUUCCGUUUUUAUACUGAAUAUGCGGCCUCCCGUGAGACCAUGGAAAAUUAUUAAUUUUUUUUGCCAAGUGCAAACUUCCAACAGACGACGACGUGACCCGUUUUGUUGCCUCGUUAUUGUUACGGGAGACUUGCCCUUUGGAGGUGAGUUCCUUUAAAAAGAGUUACCAUUUUUAUAAUAAAAUAUCAAUUGUUGAAA